AUGGCCCUGCGAUGGGUAUUUCCCAUGCUCCUCACAGCUCUGCUGGCAGCACUGGAGCAGGACGAGCCGGACACCAACUUCUCCAAAGUACCGCAGGAAACAGGAACUUGUCCAAAACCCCAGUGGGACUCAAAACUCCAGCUGGCACCCGACCAGCAGAGUUACAAGACAAACGAAGAAGUGGUGCUGAGCUGCCCUGAGGGUUUCCAGCCAUCCUUCACCAAAAUCAAAUGUUUGGUUGAGGAGCAGCCCACCAGCUAUGGGAAACCUGCACACAGAGGAGUCUGGCGUGGAAUGAACAGCAGAGGUUACUGGAUCGGCAUUUGGUCUGAUGUGGAGUGCAUUGGGGACUUCCAAGUUGUCCCCGGGUCUUUGGAGAUUUCCAGCACCAGUAUCAAGCUGAACUGGACCUGCAGGCUCCCCAAUGCCUGCCAGUACAUGUGGGCCACGUGCCGUCUGGCCAUGCCUUCCUCCCCUCCCUGCGAGCCUGAGGAGGUGAGGGGAGAAGAGAUGCUACACGGCCAGGAGGGAACAUUCACCUGUCCCCCUCUGCAGCCCUUCACUGUCUACAGUGUCACCAUCUCCAGGGACCCCAGCACGAACCUGUACACACUGAUCUUCACAACAAAGGAAACGGUGCCAGACAAACCAGAGAAGCUGUGGCUGGAUCCUAACACGGGGUCCCUCACGUGGAAUCCACUGCCCUCCUGCAAAGGGAAGAUCAUCGGAUACCAGCUGAACAUCACCACGAGGAGCACGCAGGACAGUGGCUUCCUGGAGGUGGAGAGGCUGCGGCUGAGCAGCUCCGUCACUGAGCACCCACUGACCCAGCACAGCCCUGGCAGCAGCUACGUGGUGACGAUUCAGGGUCUCACAGCCGCCGGAGGCGGGCCGCACCCCUUCAACGCCAGCCGGCAGCCCAGUACCUACGUGGCUGCCGUGCUCAACCUCACCGGCCCCACGGACUUUGUGCUGGGUGAUGGGACCCGCGGACAGGGCUACCACAACGCUGCCCUCCGGCCGGGCUGGGACUACAUGGCCCUUCUCCGCCUCAUCCGCCACUCGCAGCAGGCAGAGAAGUUCACCUGUAUCUGCUACAGCUUCUCUCUUGAUCAGGAGCCGGGGUCUCUGCUGGGCAGGAUGCCUGUGGUUUUGGCAGUAGCGCUGGUCGUUGCACUCCUGGCACUGGGGAUUUUGCUGCUCCUCGUGCUCUUCAGGCGAAAGUACAGCGGUUCAAAAUCCUCGGAGAGCAACAGCACCAUCCCCCUGCGAAGAUGUCUAGGAGGUACGUGCAAGCUGAACACACAGAUCCCGGUGGAGGAACUGCUGGAGGCUCUGAAAACAUUUAAGAGAGAAGAAAUAGAGGCAGAGCAGAAUGAUGAUGAAUCAGUCGACAGACAAGAUGCUGGACGUCUGAGAGAGUACCAGCAACUGUCCUCCACUUUGUUGCAUCCCUGCGAUGCUGGGAAGGAGCUGUGUAAUCAGAGCAAGAACCGCUACAAGAGCAUCAUCCCAUACGAUCACUGCCGUGUGGUGCUGCAGCCCUCUGACACAGGGAAUGGCUACAUCAAUGCCAGCUACGUGGAUAGCUACCGGAGUCCACGCUUCUUCAUUGCAGCUCAAGGCCCCUUGCCUGGGACGGUAGUGGAUUUCUGGCAGAUGGUCUGGCAAGAGAAGACCUCGGUCAUUGUGAUGCUGACGGGCUUAGUGGAGCAGAACAAGACCAAGUGCGAGCAGUAUUGGCCAGAGCAAGAGCAGGUCUAUGGCGACUUCACUGUGACACUCAACAACACCAGGACCACCACGGGCCUCGUCACACGCAUCUUCUCCCUGCGUAAGGCAGGCUGUGCUCUCCCAAGAGCUGUGGAGCAGUUUCACUACUUGCUGUGGCCAGACCACGGGGUCCCCAGAAACCCUGCCCAUCUCCUGUGCUUAGUGGAGGUGGUGAACAAGAGGGCAUCGGAAGCGUCUGCCGGACCUGUGCUGGUGCACUGCAGCGCAGGGAUUGGGCGGACAGGUACCUUCAUUGCCCUGGAUUUCCUCCUGAAGAUGGGGAAGGCUGAGGGGAAGGUGGAUGUGUUUCACUGCGUGCAGAGGCUGCGGGAACAGCGGGUCAGCAUGGUGCAGACGAAGGAGCAGUACAUCUUCUUGUAUGAGGUUCUGCUUGAAGGCUUGCUCUGCAGCAGCACUGGGAUCCCAGUGGAGAGCAUCGCCAGCCAUGUCCGCUGCCUUCGAGAAGCUGAGACCUCAAGGCACAACAAUGUCCUUGAGAAGGAGUUCAAGACCCUGCAGAAGUUUUCCGAGUUGUUCCAGCUUCUGCCAUGCAGAGAAGCGGAGAAACCAAGCAACCAGCCCAAGAACCGCAAGCCAGGGAUCCUGCCAGCCGAUUCCUGGCGGCCCAUCCUGAUGUCCUCGCUGAACGCAGACGGCUCGCCAGGCUACAUCAACGCUGUGUUUGCCAACACAUACACUGAGGAGGACAGACUCAUCAUCACCCAGCUGCCUUUCCUCACCACACUAGUGGAUUUCUGGGCUCUGGUCUGGGAUUACACCUGCACAUCAGUGGUUGUGCUGAACCAGCUCCAGGAGCUGGACAAGACAUACGUGGAGUUCUGGCCCACCCAGGGCGAAGCUGCCUACGGCCGUUUCCAUGUCCACCUGAUCUCAGAGGAGCCUGGAGCUGACUUCACAGCCUGGACGCUUGCCCUCACCAACAAGCAGCAGCCCAAGAAGUCUGCACUGGAAGUCCGUCUCUGGCAACUGAAGGACUGGCCCAUGCAGGAGCGUCUGCCCCCGCAACUUGCCACUAUCAUCAGUCUGCUAGGGAAAGUGGAGACACACCAUCGGCAGAGCCAAGACGGACAUAUCCUUGUCACCUGCUGGGAUGGUGCCAGCCGUAGCGGAAUCUUCUGUGCUGCUAGUUUCCUGUGUGAGCAGAUCCAAAGCGAGGGGCUGGUGGAUGUAUCCCAGGCUGUGAGGACGUUGAAGAGGCGGCGGAGACAGUUGAUUAAAGAUGUGGAGCAGUACAGGCUCUGCUAUGAACUAGCCCUCAGUUACCUGAAUUCAUUUGAAACCUAUGGGAAUUUCAAGUAG
This is a messenger RNA of Charadrius vociferus (killdeer), 3093 nucleotides long. Its product is annotated as receptor-type tyrosine-protein phosphatase kappa-like. Gene Ontology annotation, molecular function: protein tyrosine phosphatase activity; protein binding. The transcript has 25 exons. The coding region runs from base 1 to 3093 and encodes 1030 amino acids. The record is from RefSeq and is a predicted model, not a curated record. Gene Ontology annotation, biological process: protein dephosphorylation. Lineage: Eukaryota; Metazoa; Chordata; Aves; Charadriiformes; Charadriidae.